This is a messenger RNA of Loxodonta africana (African savanna elephant), 2734 nucleotides long. It is a transcript of the gene GYS2, whose product is annotated as glycogen synthase 2. Gene Ontology annotation, molecular function: alpha-1,4-glucan glucosyltransferase (UDP-glucose donor) activity. Bases 580 to 2688 code for a protein of 702 amino acids. NCBI's taxonomy places the organism in Eukaryota, Metazoa, Chordata, Mammalia, Proboscidea, Elephantidae. The record is from RefSeq and is a predicted model, not a curated record. Gene Ontology annotation, biological process: glycogen biosynthetic process. The transcript is spliced from 16 exons. Gene Ontology annotation, cellular component: cytoplasm.
UUAAAAAAAAAAAACUUUAAAACUAGGAAUUAAAAGAAGAACACUUAGGAAAUCUAAAGAAAUUCAAAGCACAGAAAUAGGUUCCAGUCAGUUCUACAUACACUAAUCUUAAAUUGUCUGCAAACUUCAUGAGAGGAAUUGCUAAUAUUGGAUCCCUUUGAAAAUGAUGAAAUAAGCAUGACUAUGUGAGUCUAGUAGUUUGGCCCAAAGGACAAAGGGCCGAACUUGUAUCCUGCUUGGCCUAUGCAGGUUCCACCAGUCGAGGAGGUGCUUGCCUAAACCCUGAACUGGAGAAUAUUACAUGUGAUUGCUCUGGGUUGUUUGGGCGGACAGGUGAUUAGACGUACUGUCCUCCCUGGGUCUGCCCAUAAAGAGUUCAGGAAGCUGGGGAUUCCUCCUUCAACCAGGAGUUCUCUGGGAAACAAAUGAGAUUUCACCCUGCUGGUCAUUCCUACGAGCGAAGUUACCAAAACCUGGUACCUACCAGUUCUUUGAACGUCAGGUGUCUACACACACCUCUCCUGGGACUACAGUUAAUUGAAACAGGGAAUCAGACCAUUUCAGAGGAGUGGAAGGAGAAUGCUCCGGGGCAGAUCUCUAUCUGUGACAUCCGUGAGCGGGCUUCCUCGGUGGGAAGUUGAAGAACUUCCUGUGGAGGAUUUACUGCUCUUUGAAGUUGCUUGGGAAGUGGCCAAUAAAGUUGGUGGCAUCUAUACUGUGAUUCAGACAAAGGCUAAGACAACAGCAGAUGAAUGGGGAGAAAAUUAUUUCCUGAUAGGUCCAUAUUUUGAGAAUAAUAUGAAGACUCAGGUGGAACAGUGUGAACCUGUAAAUGAGACUGUUCGAAGAGCAGUGGACACAAUGAACAAUCACGGAUGCCAGGUGCAUUUUGGAAGAUGGCUGAUAGAAGGGAGUCCUUACGUGGUGCUCUUUGACAUCGGCUCUUCAGCUUGGAAUCUGGACAGGUGGAAGGGUGACCUUUGGGAAGCAUGUUGUGUUGGCAUCCCUUAUCAUGACCGAGAAGCCAAUGACAUGCUGAUAUUCGGAUCUUUAACUGCCUGGUUCUUAAAAGAGGUGACAGAUCACGCGGAUGGUAAACACGUCAUUGCCCAGUUCCAUGAAUGGCAGGCCGGAAUUGGACUGAUUCUUUCCCGAGCCCGGAAACUUCCUAUUGCCACAAUAUUCACCACCCACGCCACUCUGCUUGGGAGGUACCUAUGUGCAGCAAACAUUGAUUUCUACAACCAUCUCGAUAAGUUUGACAUAGACAAAGAGGCCGGGGAAAGGCAGAUUUACCACCGGUAUUGCAUGGAGCGAGCCUCUGUUCAUUGUGCUCAUGUGUUCACCACCGUUUCUGAAAUAACAGCAAUAGAAGCAGAACACAUGCUGAAGAGAAAACCUGAUGUCAUUACUCCAAAUGGCUUGAAUGUUAAGAAAUUUUCAGCAGUACAUGAGUUUCAAAAUCUGCAUGCCAUGUAUAAGGCCAGGAUCCAAGAUUUUGUUCGAGGUCAUUUCUACGGUCACCUUGACUUUGAUCUUGAAAAGACUUUGUUCCUUUUCAUUGCUGGGAGGUAUGAGUUUUCAAACAAAGGAGCUGACAUCUUCCUAGAAUCUUUAUCCAGGCUAAAUUUCCUGCUGAGGAUGCAUAAAAGUGACGUCACAGUUGUGGUGUUUUUCAUUAUGCCUGCCAAGACAAAUAAUUUCAAUGUGGAAACCCUGAAAGGACAGGCAGUGCGAAAACAGCUAUGGGACACUGCACAUUCUGUGAAGGAAAAGUUUGGAAAGAAACUCUAUGAUGCAUUAUUAAAAGGAGAAAUUCCUGACAUGAACAAUAUUCUGGAUCGAGAUGAUCUAACGAUUAUGAAAAGAGCCAUCUUUUCAACUCAGCGACAUUCUUUGCCUCCAGUGACCACUCACAACAUGAUUGACGAUGCCACGGAUCCCAUCCUCAGCACCAUUAGACGUAUCGGACUUUUCAACAGCCGCACAGACAGAGUCAAGGUGAUUUUGCACCCAGAGUUCCUAUCCUCCACCAGCCCGUUAUUGCCCAUGGAUUAUGAAGAGUUUGUCAGAGGCUGUCAUCUCGGGGUAUUUCCAUCAUACUAUGAACCCUGGGGCUAUACCCCAGCUGAAUGCACUGUGAUGGGUAUCCCCAGUGUGACAACAAACCUCUCUGGCUUUGGCUGUUUCAUGCAGGAGCACGUGGCUGAUCCUACUGCAUAUGGUAUUUACAUUGUUGACAGGAGGUUCUGUUCUCCAGAUGAUUCUUGCAACCAGCUGACGAAGUUUCUCUAUGGAUUUUGCAAACAGUCACGCCGCCAAAGAAUUAUCCAGAGAAACCGAACUGAGAGGCUCUCAGAUCUUCUGGAUUGGAGAUACUUAGUCAGAUAUUACCAGCACGCCAGGCAUCUGACAUUGAGCAGAGCUUUUCCAGAUAAAUUCCAUAUGGAACCAACAGCACCACCAACGACAGAGGGAUUUAAAUACCCGAGGCCUCCCUCAGUACCACCUUCUCCUUCAGGGUCUCAGGCCUCCAGCCCUCAGAGCAGUGAUGUGGAAGAUGAUGAGGAUGAGAGAUACAAUGAGGAAGAGGAGGCUGAAAGGGAUCGGUUGAAUUUCAAGUCGCCAUUUUCUCUGGGUCAAGUUCCUCAUGGCAAGAAAAAGCUACAUGGUGAAUAUAAGAACUGAAUUCCUCACUUGCUGAACAGAGCUAAUUCAAUAACAACAUAAGAAU